AUGAUCCUUUCAUACUCCUCCCCCUACCCCCACCCCCUGGUUGCCGUGGAAACAUACCUGUCUCUCCUGCUCCUGUAUGAUCCUCUCAUACUCCUCUCCCUACCCAACCCCCUGGUUGCCGUGGUAACACACCUGUCUCUCCUGCUCCUGUAUGAUCCUCUCAUACUCCUCCCCCUACUCCACCCCCUGGUUGCCAUGGUAACAUACUUGUCUCUCCUGCUCCUGUAUGAUCCUCUCAUACCCCUCCCUCUACCCCAUCCCCUGGUUGCCGUGGUAACAUACCUGUCUCUCCUGCUCCUGUAUGAUCCUCUCAUACUCCUCCCCCUUCCCCACCCCCUGGUUGCCGUGGUAACAUACCUGUCUCUCCUGCUUCUGUAUGAUCCUCUCAUACUCCUUCCCCUACCCCACCCCCUGGUUGCCGUGGUAACAUACCUGUCUCUCCUGCUCCUGUAUGAUCCUCUCAUACUCCUCUCCUACCCCACCCCCUGGUUGCCGUGGUAA
This is a messenger RNA of Dreissena polymorpha, 501 nucleotides long. RefSeq lists its product as uncharacterized. NCBI's taxonomy places the organism in Eukaryota, Metazoa, Mollusca, Bivalvia, Myida, Dreissenidae. The record is from RefSeq and is a predicted model, not a curated record. The transcript has a single exon. Bases 1 to 501 code for a protein of 166 amino acids.